Molecule: messenger RNA, 597 nt
Organism: Benincasa hispida (wax gourd)
Lineage: Eukaryota; Viridiplantae; Streptophyta; Magnoliopsida; Cucurbitales; Cucurbitaceae
Source: RefSeq, a predicted model, not a curated record
AUGAAGAAUCCCUUUAUAAAUUCAUCUUUAUCUCCAGAUUGUGACCAAUCUCUUAGGCCGAAGAGGAUGAUUACGAAAUUCCCAAACCCUAACAACAGCAAUGGAGUCCAAAGUCAAACGCAAAUCGACGGUUUCGACAACUCUCAUGGUUCCUUUUGGUUUCGUGGUCGUCUUCUCGGCAAAGAUUCCUCCUCCCUUCGAUUUGAGAAGAAGGUACUUGAUGCUUUCAAGUCUUGCUCUAAUGUAGUUCAAUGUUAUGGACAUGAAAUUACAAAUACUGUAUCUGGCAAUUACAUUUACAAUUUACUUCUCGAGUAUUGUUCUGGAGGUAGUUUGUACGAUCGUAUUACGAAAUUCGGACCCAAUGGCUUGUCGGAAUUGGAAGUUCGUCGAUAUACCAGAGACAUUGUCUAUGGAAUUUAUUCUAUUCAUGGACUUGGAUAUAUUCAUUGUGAUAUUAAACCAGAAAACAUACUUCUGAUUCCGAGUUUUGAUCAUGGAGGAUUUUUGGUUGCGAAAAUAGCUGAUUUUGGAUUGGCAAUGCAGAUGACCAAUGUAGUGAAUAUUGAUGACGAUAAUAGUACUAGGGGAACUUAA